This is a messenger RNA of Centropristis striata (black sea bass), 1241 nucleotides long. RefSeq lists its product as uncharacterized. Bases 22 to 1221 code for a protein of 399 amino acids. NCBI's taxonomy places the organism in Eukaryota, Metazoa, Chordata, Actinopteri, Perciformes, Serranidae. The record is from RefSeq and is a predicted model, not a curated record. The transcript has 9 exons.
AAGAGGCAAGCGAUACUGAAGAUGACCUUCUCGAAGCCAAAGAGUCCGUCCACAGAGCUGGAGUUUGAGGGAGUCGUAGAGGAGCUGAGGAGGGACAAGAAGAUGUAUCAGAAAACAGCCAUGCUCCAGUUCAGACAGCCCUUCCAGACCUUUCCUCAGACUCUCCUCCUGCGGGAGACUUUCACCGUCGACCUCCUCAAAGGUCUCUACAUCCUGGAGUCCAAAGCUGGUUUCCACGGCAACAGGGAGGCCAUCCACACGCUCACCCUCGGCUACCGCCCGCCGAGCCCUUUUGUUUGUUCUGCACUUGUCCAUCCUUUCAGCUCCGACACUAUUCCAUCAGACUCGGAAAUCUGUGUGACCAUCACCAGCAACCAGACCCAGAAAGACCUACGAGGCCGGUUACGUGUUGGAAGCAAGGAGAGACUUACUUUCUUCGGUCAAGUUCAGUUGAACCCAUUGCACUCAAGUCACAAAGCGAUAAAAGUCAGAGCCAACUUCACCCAUCAGCUCCAGCUGCAGCUCCCCGCCUCCGCUAUAGUGGAAGGAAACAUACAUUGGAACCCCAAAAACAACAGCGAGUUUGAUUAUCAGGCCAGAGGGAAACUGAGAAUAGAGCGACAGGAGUGCCAAGUUUCUGUUCAGCUCAAUGGAACGUCGGGAAGACUCGGCCUUUAUUCCUCGCUUAGCCAUCCAUUCAAAUCAAAGAUUCCCAAGACAUUAGAGGUAAAGGCCACUGCAGACAUUUUUGCAGUUCCUGGUACAGGAAGUAGCUCAGUACAUGUGAGGGCUGAUGGGAAGGACAGGGUGAAGCUGGACGCUCAGAUGUCCCACUCCUACCAGAGGGGACACAGAGCCGUGGGACUGACAGUGAACGCAUCUCAGAGCCUGCUGCCAUCUGCCACCGACCUGCAUGUAAACAUGGCGGCCAACCUGUCGUCAGACAGCGUGUCUCUACAUGGCUCCUACACUCAGGGGCGUGAGGCUCUGCUGGCUCAGGUCAAAGGCUCUCUGAAAGACACCAGAGGUCUCCAGCUGGCUGUGUCUGGGGACCUGAGGCACUCCAUGACCUGCCUUGCUAUUUUGCCUCCGGUCCUGGGACUGGACGGGACGCUGGGACGGUCUGACACCCUUGUUGAAGCUGAGAGUCAGAGUGAUGGAGACCUUGUACAGUGUGGAGCUGAGACAUCAGGAGGAUACCAGAGACAGAGGAGAAGAUGAAGGCAUGAUGGGAAAGAAAC